AUGACGCCGGGCUUCCCCAAGGCCACUAAGCCCACCACCAAGAAGCCCGCUGCGGCUCCCUACGGCAAGAAGCCCAGCAGCAAGGUGCAGAAGGACCCUCGCCUCGAGAGCACGCCCAAGCACUUUGGUAUCGGCCAGGACAUCCAACCCAAGCGCGAUGUGACGCGCUUCGUCAAGUGGCCCGAAUACGUGCGCCUGCAGCGCCAGAAGGUCAUCCUCAACCAGCGCCUCAAGGUUCCCCCUGCGAUUGCCCAGUUCAGCAACACGCUCGACAAGAACACGGCUACCGCUCUGUUCAAGCUCCUGAACAAGUACAGGCCUGAGUCGAAGCAGGAGAAGAAGGCUCGUCUGGACGCUGUUGCCAAGGACGUUGCCGACGGCAAGAAGACCGACCCCAAGGCCGAUGGCAAGAAGCCCCUCUUUGUCAAGUACGGCCUCAACCACGUCGUUGCCCUCGUCGAGGCCAAGAAGGCCAACCUCGUCGUCAUUGCCGACGACGUUGACCCCAUCGAGCUCGUCGUCUUCCUGCCCGCCCUCUGCCGCAAGAUGGGUGUCCCUUACGUCAUUGUCAAGGGCAAGGCUCGUAUCGGGACACUUGUCCACAAGAAGACGUCGGCCGUCGCUGCCAUCCAGGACGUCCGCUCCGAGGACGAGCGAGAGCUCGCUACCCUCGUCAGCGCUGCCAAGACCAACUACCUCGACGAGACGUCGCACCGCAGGCAAUGGGGUGGCGGUGUCCGUGGCAACAAGAGCGCCAACAAGCUCGCCAAGCGAGCAAAGGUCGCUGGUGCUCCCCAGCCCCAGUAAUUGCUCUCUUGUCUUGUUCCUUCACCGCCUCUUGUCAAUCAUCCCCAUGUACUUUGUCCUCCUUCAUUGCCCAUAGCGGCGCACCCAGGCGAGCCUAUGCAAUCCAAUCCGGGUAUCCAGGUAUAUCCUCAUUGAAAAGAUCAAUCAGCUCUU
Messenger RNA from Acaromyces ingoldii, 960 nucleotides. Its product is annotated as putative RPL8B-60s large subunit ribosomal protein L7a.e.B. NCBI's taxonomy places the organism in Eukaryota, Fungi, Basidiomycota, Exobasidiomycetes, Exobasidiales, Cryptobasidiaceae. The transcript is spliced from 2 exons. The coding region runs from base 1 to 807 and encodes 268 amino acids. The record is from RefSeq and is a predicted model, not a curated record.